AUGCGAUCUAUCGAUAUACAUGCCCAUAUCAGUCCUGAGGGGUACAUCAGGGCUGUGGAGAAAGAGGAGGACUGGUACGGAGUGGGCGGCCUUUCCCACCGGUUUCACCGGGCUGUUCCCCGUACUAUGUGGACGCCUGAACAGCGGUUGACGGACAUGGACUCCCUGGGUGUAGAUGUGCACGUCCUUUCUACCAACGCAGUUUUCUACUGCUAUGAUGCGGAUGCCGCCAAGGUCGCUGCCAUGGACUGGGAGUGCAACGACUACGUUUCCCAGCUGACAAAGGACCAUCCCGACCGGUUUGCUGGCUUGGCCAAUCUGCCUAUGCAGGAUGUUGCCGCGGCGGCCACUGAACUUGAACGGGCCAUGACCCAAUUGGGGCUGAAGGGGGCAAUGAUUGACGAUCACGUCAAUGGCAUUACCUACGACGACCCGCAAUUUUUCCCUCUGUGGGAGGUUGCCGAGCAGACGGCGCCGUAA
Molecule: messenger RNA, 480 nt
Organism: Geodia barretti
Lineage: Eukaryota; Metazoa; Porifera; Demospongiae; Tetractinellida; Geodiidae
Source: the annotation of a GenBank genome assembly